AUGCACGAGGAUUGCAUGAAGACGAGUAUCCACUACUCCAGAUCUCUUGCAGUAUUCGUUUUGGCUUUGCCCAAUUCAGUUUCUUCCUUUGUCCCACCUGCAAACGAUUACAUUCUAAGGGAAGAUUGGCGUCCUACGAGACCACUUAAAAACCAGUCGAUUCAACAAAAAGAAGCUGGAAAAGAAGAAGAUGAUGAAUCCAGUUCCAGCUAA
Molecule: messenger RNA, 213 nt
Organism: Arctia plantaginis
Lineage: Eukaryota; Metazoa; Arthropoda; Insecta; Lepidoptera; Erebidae
Source: the annotation of a GenBank genome assembly